AUCCGGUGGCCGCACAAUACCUCAGGCAGCCACCACCACAACCCUCACCUACACCUACACCUACACCUACACCUACACCUACACCUACACCUACACCUACACCUACACCUACACCUACAACACCAUACUCCCCAGCCCGGCAAAAUGGCCACAACCUCAACCUCGACAGCCGUAGAAUGGCAGACGGCCCCCGCGAUCGAGCUGGAGUCGCGCGCGCCCAAACUCCCGCCCGCGGCCCCGACCUCCGCCACCGACGCGGUCAUGCAAGCGUCCGCGCAGGCGGACGCCGAGGUCCCCGACGGCGGACGCGGGUGGCUCGUGAUCGGGGCGUGCGCGGUGCUGACGUGGUGGGUGAUCGGGACCUCGUACUGCUGGGGAGUGCUGCAGGCGGCGCUGGUGGGGGAGCGGGUGGCAGCGGCGUCGACACUGGCGUUCGUGGGGUCGCUGGCGACAGCCUGCAUCUCGUUUUUGGGGAUCGCCAACGCGCAGCUGAUCCGGCGGCUGGGCACGCAGACCAGCGCGAUGCUGGGGGUGUUUUGCUUGGGGCUGGGGUCGAUUCUCAGCGGGUUCUCGUACCGCAGUGUGGCGGGGUUGUUUGUCACGCAGGGGGUCGUGUUUGGGGUGGGGAUUAGUAUGUGUUUUAUGGUCGUCUCGACGAUCCCCGCGCAGUACUUCAAGGCCAAGCGCGGCACUGCCAACGGCAUCGUCUACGCGGCCGGCGGCCUCGGCGGCACCGCGCUCAGCUUCCUCAUCAACGCCCUGCUCAAUAGCGUCGGCACCGCCUGGACCUUCCGAGUGAUCGGCUUCAUGACCUUGGCCACAGGGCUGCCCGCCGCGUGGCUGGUGCAGCAGCGCGUUCCCAUCCCACGGGCUGCCUUUGUCGAGUGGCGCCUCUUCCGCGACCUCCGCUUCUGCCUCCUCUUCGCCGUCGGCGCCAUCGCCACCUUCCCCCUGCUGGUGCCCCCCUUCUUCCUGCCCCUCUAUGUCAACGCCCUGGGCAUGGGCUCCACGGCCGGCGCCGGCGUCGUCGCCGCCUUCAACUUCUCCUCCGCCCUGGGCCGCCUCACCUGCGGCUUCGCCAGCGACACCAUCGGCCCGUUGAACACGUUGUUCGCCUCGCUGCUGCUCUCCGCCCUGAGCAUGUUGAUCAUCUGGCCCGUGUCGACGUCUAUCGGCCCGCUCAUCGUCUUUGUGGUCAUCAAUGGCAUGUCGAACGGGGGAUUCUUCUCGACGAUCCCCACGGUGGUCGGGAAUGUGUUUGGGUCCGCGCGCGUGGGCGUCGCGAUGGGGAUGAUUGUUACCGGCUGGGCCGGGGGGUAUCUUCUUGGCUCGCCGAUUGCAGGAUACAUCCUCGAUGCGUCCGGGGGUGAAGGGGCAGGCACGAAGGCGUAUCGGCCGGCCAUUCUGUACGCGGGGUUCAUGGCGCUGGCGGCGACGGCGCUGUCAUUGGGGAUUCGGGUGAAGACGAGCGCGAAGUUGGGGAAGAGGGUUUAAAUCCGG
Molecule: messenger RNA, 1500 nt
Organism: Aspergillus fijiensis CBS 313.89
Lineage: Eukaryota; Fungi; Ascomycota; Eurotiomycetes; Eurotiales; Aspergillaceae
Product: monocarboxylate transporter
Exons: 4
Coding region: 145-1494 (449 amino acids)
Biological process (GO): transmembrane transport
Cellular component (GO): fungal-type vacuole membrane
Molecular function (GO): transmembrane transporter activity
Source: RefSeq, a predicted model, not a curated record